AUGGAGAAGCUAGUGCCUGUACUGCUGGUUUUCUUGGCCUUUCACUUUCUUAAAGCUGCCUCCCAAGAUUUUAUUGACUGGUGGAAUAUCGAUUGUGGUAGCGAACUACCUCGUGUUAACAGCCAUUCAAUGCCCUGGUACACCGACUAUGGACUCAUCAGAACUGGCAUGAAUAAGCAGGUUCCGCAGAAACAACCUAUCGAAGAAAUGAACACACUUCGGUUCUUCCCUAAUGGGACAGAGCCAAACUGUUAUACUAUAUUCUUCACAUCUUACAUCUCUGGCUACAUUGUUCGAGCCGGGUUCUACUAUGGUAACUAUGAUGGUCUCUCUCGGCCGCCGACCUUUGAUCUCACUAGUAACGGAAAAAAUUGGACGACGGUGAACACUACUUCGUCGAUGGGUGGGGGUCCGAUAUACCAUGAAGCCAUCUAUGUGUCUCAUGAAUUUCAAAAUUAUGUUUGCUUGGUGCAAACCAGGGAAGGCGAGGUGCCCUUCAUUUCUUCACUGGAGUUCAUGCCAAUAAAGACUCCCCAGUAUACACAUAUGGUUCCAUUCCCUGUAACAUCAGAUAAUGACCCUAAAGCCGCCUUCCAUCUCGUCACUCGGACCAACUUUGGUGGCCCCGAAGUGAGGUUUGCAAUGGAUGAUUACAACGAUUCCUACAAUCGCAUAUGGGCGAGUGGAUCAACACCAAAAGGCUGUGAGAAUAUUUCCACCAUGCCAGACUUCAUCGAGCCAUUACAAAAUGCCCCACCCACUGCAGUCUUGGCUGACUCCAUCGCAUCCAUCAACGCUUCUGAUCCCAUCCUCCUAAUCGUUGAUCUUCCUCCUCUCGAUGGCCCACAUUCAGCAUACUUCAUAUUCUACUUCUCUAAUCCAGCCCCCCAAUCCCAGCUCAGCGGCAUCAUCGGUACCAGGGCUACCCAAAUUUACAUCAACGGUCAGCUGAAGUCCAACAUUACAUUCGAGUGGGGCAAGUCCCGGGUUGUUACCAUAUACCCCGUGGAUGUUAUGGGUCCCACAAUCAAUAUAACCCUGGCCCCUGAUCCAGAUUCCAACUUACCAACCAUGAUCAGCGGCUUGGAAGUGUUUACAAGGCAUUAUGAAAAGUAUGAGGCGCCGGCUCUUCCACCACCCUCCGCAGCCACACCUCUCCUUCUCAUAUUUGUGUACAUUAUUUUAGCUCAUAUUCUCUAUUUGGUAGUUGUAUUAUAA
Vitis vinifera (wine grape) is the source of this 1218-nucleotide messenger RNA. RefSeq lists its product as uncharacterized. The transcript has 3 exons. The coding region runs from base 1 to 1218 and encodes 405 amino acids. The record is from RefSeq and is a predicted model, not a curated record. Lineage: Eukaryota; Viridiplantae; Streptophyta; Magnoliopsida; Vitales; Vitaceae.